AUGAGGUCAGGACUAGCAGUUAGUAUGCAAAAAACAAGUUUAUUUGCGUCAGGGCUUACCGACACAGAAGUAGACACUGUCCAGGCAUCAACAGGCAUGGCGCUUGGUCACCUCCCCUUCAGAUACUUGGGAGUUCCCCUCGACUCAAGGAAGAUCACCCUCGCAAACUGUGAACUAAUUAUCCAACAGGUGAAAGGCCGGUUCAACAACUGGUCUGUAAAAUCUCUCUCUUUUGCAGCAAGGUUACUCCUCAUCAAGACAGUCAUCUCUGGCAUCACAAACUUUUGGUGCUCCGCUUUCAUACUUCCCAAGGCCUGUAUUGUGAGGAUCAACUCUCUAUGCAGCAUCUUCUUGUGGAAAGGGAACCUUGAAGGACAUAACUCGGCGCGGGUCUCAUGGGAAACGAUCGUCUUAACCAAAAGACAAGGAUGCUUGAGGGUGAAAGACAUGAAAACUUGGAACAAAGCUUGCUGUCUCCGUCUACUCUGGAUGCUGUUCUUCCGACAAGACUCGGUCUGGGCGACAUGGUUCAAAGAAGUCAUACUCAAAGGCUGGAUCCACAACUAUUGGACCACUACUCCGAAGCAAUCAUACUCAUGGUUCACAAACAAACUACUGAAGCUCAAAGAUUUUGUCUUUCCACUAAUAAAGCUCCGGUUUGAAAUUGGAAACACAACUCGAUUCUGGUUUCAAAAUUGGACGCCUUUUGGAAGUCUCUAUGAUUAUUUACGAGGCUCUGGCACACGUCUGGGGAUCCCUUUAACUGCUGUUGUCUCCUCUCUACACUCUGAUGGCGCAUGGCGACUCCCUCCAGCGAGAACUGAUCGCCAUCUUCAGCUACAUUGCUUCCUGACAACUGUUCAGCUCACAACAAAUGAAGAUAACUAUGAGUGGGAGAUCGAUGGUAGGACCACAACUAAACUCAGAACUGGAGAGACACACUACCGACCAAAGAUAGACUCAUCAGAUGAGGAAUUCAGGUUGACCACCGAUGCCUCCUCUGCAACUCCUCACCGGAAUCGCGUGAUUACAUAUUUGGGGAAUGCAACUUCUACCGCCAACUAUGGAGUCUGGCCGCAAGGAGGAUACCGAUAG
Molecule: messenger RNA, 1095 nt
Organism: Brassica oleracea var. oleracea
Lineage: Eukaryota; Viridiplantae; Streptophyta; Magnoliopsida; Brassicales; Brassicaceae
Exons: 2
Coding region: 1-1095 (364 amino acids)
Source: RefSeq, a predicted model, not a curated record